UGUUGAUAUAUAUAUAUUUUUUGUGUGAAUUGAAGAAGCUUGUACGUGGUGGUUCUUGGUUAAAAUUCAACAAGAUUAACCAAGCAAUGAACCAGUGGAACCAGUGUUAAAUGUGUCUCGCGCGCGAUUAAAACCAUUAAAAAACAGUAUAACAAAAAUCGCUCUCUAAAAGUUUAUAAAACAUUGGCAAAUAUUUGAUAUACAAAGAGAGAUAUAAGUGCCAUAAAUAAUUAAAUUGUUCAAUGCAAAUACUUAUAAAUUUGUUGAUAAUUUUAUAUUAAAAAACAAUUUAAACAUUUGAUUUAUUUAUAACAAACAAACAAAAAACAAAUUAAAAUAAAGCCUCAACAAAAUAAUGAUAAUCUGCCGAAAAUAGUAGGUGUACUCUCUUCAAGGUUGAUCUCUUCAUCAGGAUUAAAAGAAAUAUAUAAAAAAAUCAAAAUUUUUUAACCAAAUAAAUUAUUAAUUAUUUAUGAAAAUAAUUAAUUAAAAUAUAAUAUAGGUAUAUUUUUUUAUUAUCAAAAAAAAAAAAAAAAAAAAAAACUUUGAUUUCAUCAUCAUUGAAAAGUUGAAGGUUAUGUUGAUUGAGUAUGGAUGUUGAUUAUUAAUUGUUUAAAUUGAUAUUAAUAAUAUCUUUUUUAGAAAAAAAUAUUUAUAUUAUACUAAAAAUUAUAUUGAUAUUGAUUAUCAGUAUUUUAUAAUUUGACAUAAGGAUAAAUAUUUAGAUAAUUUAAAUAAAUAUUUACAACGAAUGAAUAAUGCCUGGUGGCAAUGAACGGAAUGGAGAAGCAUGGACAUGGUCAUCAUCACCAUCAUAAUCAUAAUCACCAUCAUCAUCAUCAUCAUAAUCAUCAUGAACAGCAUUCUUCAUCUUCAUCACGUAGUGGUCAAUCAACACCAACAAUUAGUCAUUCCUCAAAACAUGGACAUCAUUCAAAUACAAGAAAUUUACCUUCAGCAUUGUCAUCGUCAUCAUUACAACAACAACAACAACAACAACAAACACCUUCACAACAACAACAACAACAGCGACAACAAUCAUUACAAUUACCAGCAUCACAAAUACCUCAAAAAUCAAGAAAUUAUAAACUUUUGGAUGAUCCAUUUAUUGAUAAAGGUAAACCAAAAUUUUAUAGAUAUGAUGGUAUUGUACCUGGUGAUCCAUCACGUUCAAUACUUGGUAAACCAAGUGAUCCACGACCAAAAAUUACACGUUUAUGGAUACGAUUAGAACAACUUGAUUUACCAAUACCACGUUUUAAAAUUGAUACAAAUUAUUGUGGUGAACCACCACCUAUUGAAGUUACAUUUUAUUAUUUAAAUGACAAUAUUGAUCGUACAUUUUUGGGUGAUAUGGUACAAAAAUUUGGUACAUAUGAAGAGCUAACAAUUUAUUAUCAUCCAACAACAAAUAAACAUCUUGGUAUUGCACGUGUUGUAUUUGAUACAAUAAAAGCAUCAAAAAAUUGUGUUGAAAAAUUAAAUAAUACAUCUGUUAUGGGUAAAGUAUUACGUGUAUUUCUUGAUCCAUUUGGUGAUGAAUGUAAAAAAAUGUUUAAUGAAUUAACUGUAGAAAAAAAAUUAACAGAUAAAGAAUUAAAAAAAGAUAUUAAAUUAUUAACAAUUGAUAAUGAUAUAAUUGAUAAUAAAAAAUUACAAAAUAUUGAUAAAAUAAUUAAUGAUGAACGUGAUGAUUAUAGAAAUAAUAAAAAAUUAGAUAAAACACGUAGUGAAACAUCAUCAACAUCAUCAUCAUCACAAUAUAUUGAAACAACAAGAUAUAAUAAAUAUCGUGAUUAUCCAACACCAAGUGGUUCAACUGGUAGUGAUAUGGCAUAUUGUUCAUCAAGUGAAAUUAAUUAUGGUAGUACUUAUUCACAAAAUUCAACACCAUCAAAUUAUGAUUAUUAUUAUUCAAAUUAUCAUCAUCAACAACCACAAACACCAAGUGGUUAUGUACCUGGUAUACAAAUUCCAUCACAUCCUCAUUCACAUUCACAUCAACAUCAACAUUCACAUCCACCACCAGUACCAGUACCAAUGUCAAUGCCACCAAUAGCAACAAAUUCAACAGUAUGGUGGCCAACAAAUUCAAAUGGUCCAUAUCAACCACCAAUUUGGCCACAACAUCCUGGUAUAUCAACAACAACACCAUCAAUUGAUCCAACAAUAUCAACAAAAUUAUCAACAACACCAAAAUUAUCACAAACAUCUAUUAGUGGAAAUAAAAAAGAAAAAGAUAGAGAUAGAAAAAAAUAUAAUAGAGAUAAAAAUAAUAGAGAUAAAGAUAUUAAUAAAAUAAAUCAAUCAUCAUCAUCAUCAACAAUAACAUCAUCAGCAAUAGCAUCAUCACCAUCAGCAGUAGUAACAACAACAACAUCAAUUCCACCAUCAACAACAACAAUACCAGUAGUAUCAUCAUCACCAUCAUCAUCAUCAACAACAUUAAAUAAUGAUAUAUUAAAUGAAUCAAAAACUCUUGAUCUUGAUACGAGAAUAGCUAUGUUAUUAAAAGAUAAAGCUGGUGGUAUGGCACCACCAUUUUUACAAUUUGGUAGUGAUUCUGAUGAUGAAAAAAAAUCAUCAAUACAAGAUGAAGAACCAUUAUCAGAACCACCAAGUCCAUUUGUAUCAGCUGAAAUAUAUAAAGAAUGUUUUAAUAAAAAGACUGAAAAAAAAUUUUUAAAAGAACGUAGAAAAAGUCUUGAUAAUUUAGUUGAUGAUGAUUUAGGUAGUGUUAUUAGUUCAAGUGAAGAUGAAGCAUUACUUGGUAAUUAUUCACCAAUAGCAAUAUCAAAUAAUUUUAAGACUGAUAAUAAAGAUAAAGAUAAUCAUCAAACAAAAGAACAAUCAAAAAUUGAUGAUGAUUGUAUGUCAUUAUCACCAUUAUCAUCUGGUGAUGAAAAAAUUGAACAAGUUAUUGCAUCAACAGAACAACCACAACCACCACCACCACCACCACCACCACCACCGCCACCAACAAAUGUUGGUAUUUAUCAACAGCAACAACAACAAAAUACAUCAUAUACUGAUCAUUUUGGACAAUAUACACAACAAAAUAUGUAUGGUUGGACACGUCCAAAUCAAUCAUCAUUUCCAUAUGGUAAUCCAUAUUUAUCAAAUCAUUAUCAAUCAACAAAUAUACAACCUGGUACAAGUGUAUCUGCUCAAGGUAGUAAUAAUUAUUAUACAAAUUAUCAAACAAGAUUACAAGAAAUUGCUAAUGAAAAUAUGACUAAAGAUAAUCCACAAGGUGCAACAAUAAAUGCAGUAUCAACAAAAGUUGUUGAUGAAUUAAAACAAAUAUUAAAAAAAGAUUUUAAUAAAAAAAUGAUUGAAAAUAUUGCAUUUAAAUUAUUUGAAGUAUGGUGGGAUGAAAAGAAAAAUGAAAAAACAAAUAAUCAUAAUAAUGAUGAAUCAUUAAAUAAUAAUAAUACAACAGCAUCAACAACAUCAACACCAACAGUUAAUAAUGUUAUUAAAGAAGAUUUAUUAAAACCAGUUUUUUUGGAAUUAUUAAAAGAACCAAAUUACAAUGGUGUUGGUUUAGGUAUACGUGCAAGUAUACCAAAAAUGCCAUCAUUUAGACGUAAAGUUAAAGCACCAAGUCCACCACCACAAGAUGAUGAUAGUCGUCAAUCAGAUCGUAUUGAUACUGAAAUUAUUGAUAGUGAUAGUGAUGAAAAUAAUUCAACAAUAUUAUCAUCUAAAAUAAAAAGACCAUCAAGUGUAUUAUCAAAUUCAUCAUCAACAAGAAGUGCUAUAUCAUCAAUUCCAAGUGUAUCAUCAAGUUCAAGUGAUUCAUCUGAUUCAAGUGAUGAUAGUGAUGAUGAUGAAGAUGAUGAUGAUUCUGAUACUGAUAGUAGAUUAAUUGAUAAUAGACCUCUUGCAUGUGAUAGUAAAGAUCCAGAUAUUUUAAUGGAAUUAGCAAUACAAAGAUCAUUAGAUUGUGCAACACCAACAGGUCGUGUAACUCCAAUUCCAAAAAUUAAUUUAUACAAAUAUCGUGAUGAUUUCCCUCAAUUGAAUGACGAUAUUGAUGAGUAUGAUGAUGAUGAAGAAGAUGAUGAUGAGGAUGAUGAUGAUUAUAAUUAUGAAAAUUUAUUACCUUCAAGUUCAAAAUAUGAAGAUGUUAUUGAAUUAUAUGAACGUACAGCAGCAUCACUUAGCAUUAAAUUGCCAGAUAAAAAAAUAGAACCAAUAAUUAAAAAAGAAACUAAAAUGGAAAUUGAAACAAUGGAAAAUUCAGCAGCUGAAGCAUUAAUGUGUCUUGCUGGUAGAGAUAAUGGUAUUAUUGUACAUAAAAGUCCACCAGGUCCAAUACAACCAAACAUUAUACGUAGUUUACAAUCAAUGUCAUCAAAAUAUAUUAAUGAUAUACCAAUAUUAAAAGAAUCAGAAAAAAUUGAACCAUUUUCAGAAAUACCAACAACUGAUUCAGAAGAAGAAGAAAGUUUAGAAAUACGUAGAUUAAAAUAUCGUGCUGAAAAUAAUUUACAGCAUAAUGGACAAACUACAACAAAUUUAGAAUUAUCACAAGUUUAUAUUGAACAUUCGUACUCAAUUCGACCACCAUUAGAAAAUAAUAAACAUCAACAAUUACAACAACCACAACCACAACAAGAACAACAAAUUGAAAUAAAACCAAUUCAAGAAAACAAAAUAGAAAAAUCAAUAGAAAAAACAGAAAAACGAAAAUACAAUAAACACACAAAAAUAACUAGUCAUGAAAAUCAUGAAAGAGAAAAAGAAAAUAUACAAAAUGAAUUUAAAUAUGAAAAAUUACCGCGAAAAUUUGAAGAAAUUGAAAAAACACCAGUUAUAUAUAAAAAACGUGAACGUGUAAGUGAAUUAACUGUAUAUUAUGAAUUUUUAACACGUGGUAUUGAUGCAGAAGAUAUAAAAUUUAUGAAAAUGAGUUAUCAUACAUUAUUAAGUGAUGAUACACAAGGUUGUUAUUGGUCAAAUGAUACACAUUGGGUUGAUCAUCCAGUAUCAUUUGUUCCACCACCAACAAAACGUAGAAAACGUGAUGAUUUACGUCUUCAUACAAGUGGUUCAGCAAGAACAGAAGGUUAUUAUAAAGUUGAUUUACGUGAAAAAAUGAAACAUAAACAUCAUUAUGCACAAAGUAUACAAAGAUCAAAUCAAGUUGAAUUAAGUACAAAAAAUAAUGAUGGUAUGAUUAAUGGACCAAGAAAAGGUAUUAGUCAUAAAGCAUUAACUGGUAAAAUGCAAGCAUUAUCAAGAGAAGCAAGAAGUAAUCAACGUCGUUUAUUAACUGCUUUUGGUAUUGAUACUGAUAGUGAUUUAUUGAAAUUUAAUCAACUUAAAUUUCGUAAAAAACAACUUAAAUUUGCUAAAUCUGGUAUUCAUGAUUGGGGAUUAUUUGCAAUGGAACCAAUUGCUGCUGAUGAAAUGGUCAUUGAGUAUGUUGGACAAAUGAUUAGACCAAGUGUUGCUGAUUUACGUGAAUCACAAUAUGAAGCAACUGGUAUUGGUAGUUCAUAUCUAUUUCGUAUUGAUUUAGAUACAAUUAUUGAUGCUACUAAAUGUGGUAAUCUUGCACGUUUUAUCAAUCACAGUUGUAAUCCAAAUUGUUAUGCUAAAGUUAUCACAAUUGAGGGUCAAAAGAAAAUUGUUAUAUACAGCAAACAGCCAAUUGGAGUCAAUGAAGAAAUAACGUAUGAUUAUAAAUUUCCACUUGAAGAUGAUAAAAUUCCUUGUCUAUGUGGUGCACCACAAUGUCGUGGCACACUUAAUUAAAUUGAAGAAAAAGCUCAGAAAUACUUUUUUUUUUUUCUACUACUAUUCAUAAAUGUCAUUGUCAUCAUCGUCAUCAUUAUUAUCAUUGUCAUCUUCUUCUUAUUUAGUAUAAACCAUCUUAUUGACCAGAUAUAUUUUUGAAAAUAUUUUCUGGUCAUCGUGAUCAUCUUACUCGUAUUUUUGUAAAUAGAUAAAAAAUUAAGAAAAUAACUAUGUAAAACAUUUUAUAAGAAUGAAAAGAGAAAAAAAGCAUAAAUGAUAAAUUAUAUAUCAUUUAACAAAAAAAAAAAAAA
Messenger RNA from Aphidius gifuensis, 6059 nucleotides. RefSeq names its product histone-lysine N-methyltransferase SETD1 (gene Set1). Gene Ontology annotation, cellular component: Set1C/COMPASS complex. The record is from RefSeq and is a predicted model, not a curated record. Gene Ontology annotation, molecular function: protein binding; histone H3K4 methyltransferase activity; RNA binding. Bases 772 to 5766 code for a protein of 1664 amino acids. Lineage: Eukaryota; Metazoa; Arthropoda; Insecta; Hymenoptera; Braconidae. The transcript has 3 exons.